Messenger RNA from Marmota flaviventris (yellow-bellied marmot), 2064 nucleotides. RefSeq names its product solute carrier organic anion transporter family member 1B3 (gene Slco1b3). Gene Ontology annotation, molecular function: bile acid transmembrane transporter activity; protein binding. Gene Ontology annotation, biological process: transmembrane transport; sodium-independent organic anion transport; bile acid and bile salt transport. NCBI's taxonomy places the organism in Eukaryota, Metazoa, Chordata, Mammalia, Rodentia, Sciuridae. Gene Ontology annotation, cellular component: basolateral plasma membrane. The record is from RefSeq and is a predicted model, not a curated record.
AUGGACCAAAAUCAGCAUUUGAAUAAUACAGCAGAGGAAAAAUCUUCAGGGAAAAGAAAAAAGAGACGCUGCGAUGGAUUCAAGAUUUUCUUGGGAGCUAUGUCAUUAGGCUUCAUUUGCAAAGCACUAGGUGGAGUCAUUAUGAAAACUUCCAUUACUCAAAUAGAAAGAAGAUUUGACAUAUCCUCUUCUAUUGCUGGUAUAAUUGAUGGAGGCUUUGAAAUUGGAAACUUGCUUGUGAUUGUAUUCGUGAGUUACUAUGGAUCCAAAGUACACAGACCGAAGGUUAUUGGAAUUGGUACUUUCAUUAUGGGGGUCGGAAGCAUUAUGACAGCUUUACCACAUUUCUUCAUGGGAUAUUACAAGUAUUCUACUGAUGCCCAUAUUAAUCUAUCAGAGAAUUCAACACUAACCUGUUUGGUUAAUCAAACUUUAUCACUCACUGGAACACAACCUGAGAUAACAGAAGAAGGUUGUGAAAAAGAAUCAUCAUACAUGUGGAUAUAUGUCCUAAUGGGUAACAUGCUUCGUGGGAUAGGAGAAACUCCUAUCGUGCCACUGGGGAUUUCUUAUAUUGAUGAUUUUGCUAAAGAAGGACAUUCUUCUGUUUACAUAGGUGGGUUGCAAGCAAUAGCAAUGAUUGGUCCAGUCAUUGGCUUUGUAAUGGGAUCUGUGUUUGCAAAAAUGUAUGUGGACGUUGGCUACGUAGAUCUAAGCAGCAUCAGAAUAACUCCCACGGACUCUCGCUGGGUUGGUGCUUGGUGGCUUAGUUUCCUUAUAUCUGGACUCCUAUCCAUUAUUUCUUCCAUACCAUUCUUUUUUCUACACAAAAAUCCAUAUAAAUCAAAGAAAGAAAGGAAAGUUUCAGCAUCUUUGCAUGUACUCAAAACAAAUGAAGAAAGGACUCAAACAGCUAAUUUGACCAACGGUGAGAAAAAGACUACUAUAAAUACAAAUGGUUUUUUCCAGUCUUUGAAAAUCCUCCUUACCAAUCACCUCUAUGUUAUAUUCUUGAUUUUGACAUUGCUACAGAUAAGUGGCUUUAUUGGUUUUUUUACUUAUGUAUUCAAAUACACAGAGCAACAAUAUGGUCAGUCAGCAUCUCAGGCUAAUAUUUUGUUGGGACUCAUAACCUUACCAGCUAUGGCAACAGGAAUGUUUUUAGGAGGAUAUAUCAUUAAAAAACUCAAAUUGACCUUGAUUGGAAUUGCCAAAUUUUCAUUUUUUACUUAUUUCAUGUCUUUCUUGUUUUUUCUGUUAAAAUUUGGUCUACUUUGUGAAAACAAAUCAAUUGCCGGCCUAACCUUGACCUAUGAUGGAAUUAAUCCAGUGGCAUCUCAUGUAGAUGUACCACAUUCUUAUUGCAACUCAGACUGCAAUUGUGAUGAAGAUCAAUGGGAACCCAUCUGUGGGGACAAUGGAAUAACUUACAUUUCACCUUGUCUAGCAGGAUGCACAUCUUCAAGUGGCCAGAAAAAGUCUAUAGUCUUUCAUAACUGUACUUGUAUAGAAGGGUCUAAUUUCCAGAACACAAAUUAUUCAGCCCGUUUGGGUGAAUGCCCAAGAGAUGAUAAUUGUAAAAAAAAAUAUUACUUCUAUUUAACUGCACAAGUCGUAAGUUCUGUUUGCAAUGCAUUGGGAUCCGCCUCAUUUGUCAUGCUGCUUGUGAAAAAUGUUCCACCUGAAUUGAAAUCACUUGCAAUGGGUUGCCAUUCACUGAUUAUACGAACACUAGGAGGAAUGUUAGCUCCAGUAUAUUUUGGGGCCCUGAUUGAUAAAACAUGUUUGAAGUGGUCCAUCAACAGCUGUGGAGCACAAGGGAGCUGUAGGGUAUAUAAUUCUGUAUUAUUUGGAUACGUCUACAUGGGCUUGAUAAUACUGUUAAAAGUUCUAGCACUUAUUUUAUAUAUUGUAUUAAUUUAUGCCAUGAAGAAAAAAUAUGAAGGAAAAGAUACCAAGGCAUCAGAAAACAGAGAAAAAAUCACUGAAGAACCAAAUUUAGAACCUUUAAAUAACAAUGGAUGUGUUGCACCUUCUGGAGUAGUCAAGGAAACACACAAUUAA